GCCGCGGAGCUGGCCGCGGGCCCUGUCCGUGGUGCUGCCGCCAGCGCUCGUGGGAUCCCAGCCCAGCCCCUUGCGUGGAUCUCGAGCCACAGGGAAACGCACCUUAAAAUCCGCGUGAGCUCGCUGCCUCUGCCCACCUUCAGCUUCCUUCCCGCUGGCAGAUCCAAGCCAACAGGCGCCAAGCGGCUGGCAGCCCGCGGCAUCCUGUUGCACUGAGUACAAAGUGAAGAGGGGAGAAGGAGCGUUUUCCGAAAGAGCCUCUGCCUGGCUUGAGAAUCCCUCCUCGCUCAGAACAAUGGCUGCACUGCCAAGGCUGGUCCGAGUGUCUUCAGUCGUGUUGGUGGUCUGGGCUGGUUUUUGUUCUGCCGUAUGUGUUGAAGUUCCCUCAGAGACAGAGGCUGUCCAAGGGAAACACAUGAAGCUACUCUGCAUAUCUUGCAUGAAGAGGGAAGAGGUCACAGCCAGCACCGUGGUGGAGUGGUUCUACAGGCCUGAGGGUGGAAAAGAUGAACCUAUCUACGAGUACAGGAAAACGAAUCAUGAAUUUCCAAGCCGCUUCAGUGGUCGGCUACAGUGGAACGGGAGUAAAGACAUGCAGGACGUAUCCAUCACUGUGCUAAAUGUUACCUUGAAUGAUUCGGGUAUCUACACCUGUAAUAUCACCCGGGAGUUUGAGUUUGAGAUUCACCGACCUCUCUUCACAAGCUCCAGAUUGAUCCAUCUCACCGUGGUGGAGGAGGCUGGAGAAGACUUCACUUCAGUCAUCUCUGAAAUUAUGAUGUAUAUUCUUCUGGUCUUCCUCACCUUAUGGCUGCUGAUAGAAAUGAUCUAUUGCUACCGGAAAGUCUCUAAGGCAGAGGAGGCUGCGCAGGAAAACGCGACAGACUACCUUGCGAUUCCAUCGGAGAACAAGGAAAACUGUGCCGUGCCUGUGGAAGAAUAGCAGAGAGGAGACAGUGGAACAAAUGGCAGCCAGGGGCUCUGAAGACAGAAGGACCACAUCAUGCCGGCCAGGUCUGGGGCAACUCUGCGCCGUCGGGAGGAAAUUCGGGGAAGUGUAAAUUCUCUUCCAUUUGCCUUGGACUCUGUACAGCCUCGACUCUGGCUUCAUGACUCCGUUCUGAGCUGUCAGCCCGUUUGUUAAAGGACUCUCCUCUGAAGCAUGCUGAGCAAAGGGCACAGAAGUUUCAGUCCCAUCAUCACACUAACGGCUUUGUAAAUAUUAGUGUCGUUUCUUAGCUGCUGUGACCACCACCACCUGUUUUUGCAAAAUAUGCUAUUUCUCCACUGCAGAGGUAAAGAGUGUGUCAUGUUACUCUGACCUGCAGGACUCGGAGUGAGGUCAUUUUACAGGGAUGCUCCAUUUGUUACAGCCCAAGCAGUCGCUACAGGUGUUAAACAGGAAGAAUUUAAUUACCUAGUUGUUGUUUGGUAAGUUGCUGUGGACUUUAGGCUGCCAGUGCGGAUGUAGAGAGCAGCAUGAGGGCUAUAAUGCAUCAGAAUUGCUCAAAACGCGUAGCAGGAAGGCUAAGUCCCGGUCCCAGACUUGCUUUUGAAGGAGAGAACUGAGGAUCUAAAUCCGUAAUCUGAAGUACUCUUCCUGAUUUGGAAGGCUAUAUGAUGUAAGUAUAAGAAUCCCUUAUAUUCUCCCUUUCAUUUAGCAAAAAUCAAAACGCUUUCUUCCUUCCGUUUGCCUUGUGUAGCACGUUUACUCCUCAAGUACAUAGAGACCCCAGUGAUGGGAAGGACCUGCGCAGUGGCGUUCUGCGACAGCAGGCAAGCGUGGUGGGACAAGGUAUGCAGUUAACCUGUUUCUGGGGAGAACCCUGAAAGGAGGACAGCCUGAUGCAAACAGGCAAGCAAAUUAAAUGGGCUGCAUUGGCUCUCAGACAACUUUGUAGACGAUAGUACUUUUUGUAACUGUGUUAGUAUUUUUGCACCAUAGUGUAGCACCGCCUAGAGGCAUAAAGAGGAAAUCUUAUUCUUUAGUAGUAAUUCUUGUGGUAGUUAGUCUGUGGUUUGAAUAGUCAGUGUUUAUCUGAAACGAACACCGCACAGGAGUUAGGCUGUAAAUUCAGUGUUUCCUGUGCAAACUUGCAUUUUAAAUUUUAGCAGAUAAAGCAAAGUAAAAUUUGGUUUUUGGCCUCUAUAGGUAACAAAUACAGGCGGGGUGAGCUCAACAACUAGUAUUAUGUGGGGGAAAGCGCUGGCCAGGAGUGGAACUGUACCUUAACACAAAAUGGGAGAUGGUUGGGUUUUUUUCAUAUACUACAUUUUGUUACGUCCCUGCUGCAAUGGAGCCCUUCCUGCUUGCAAGACUUGGAAAAUUUUGCUACGCCGAUUGCUUCUACAUGGUUAUAAAAUGCUUGUGAAUGAAGGCAUGCUUCCCACAUACGGAAUUUCCUCUGCUUUGUUCUGCUGCAGUUUAUGUGUUGCUAAAAUCACAGAGAUUACUCCAAUUGGAAGUCAGGCCCCGGCCAGAUUUCCAACUGGCCGUUUUUCAAAAUUCCUUUCUGAAGUGAGCGUCAACUUUAGUAAUGUACCACAAUGCCAGUCUUUGCAGUAGGAUGGCUCUCAAGUCCAGAGCUGAGCCUGGCAAUCUGAGCGCAUUUUCCAGACGCAGUACACUUGUAACCUGGGUACCGGUUCCUUAAAAGCUAAUCUCCAAAAGGAGAAAAAAAAUAGCUCCUCUUGUAAUUCUGCUGGGCGUCUUCACUUUCCCUAGGCCAACUUAGGCUGGGCCUCAGGGCAAUUUUGGGCAUACUCCUAACUCUAGAUCCACAGCAGCAGAGGGGAGAGUUGAUUGUAACUCCAGGGAUUCCAUCGCUGACCACAGCCUUGAUGCCCAGGGAGAUUUUUAGGUAAGGUCCCAUAACCUCUGUCCCACUUUAGCUGCGCUCCCCCCUUAGUCUGGGUGAAGUCCUCAUAACCCUCUCAUGUCAUAACACUAAGCGAGUUAACUGAAAACUUCUCGAGAGCUACCUCAGGAGGUAAAGAAGAGCUGUCCUGCACCUUCCAGUACCGUACACACAUCUUCUCAAGAUGUCUUUUUUGGACGCAGCUUUCAUUUAUCCAGUUCCUGCAGACAGAUGUGACUGCCCCCCUGUGUUCUAGGUAGGGGGAAGCGGCGUGUGUGUUUUGCUCAAGAUUCUCGCAGAAAAAAACUGGCAUCAUUCAAGGGCAGUGCUAAAGGCAGGCUUUGUCCUGGAAGCGAUGGUCCUGGCCGGUACCUGAAAAGACCCUCUCUGUGUGUUUGGAAACGACAGAAGAGACUUUAGAAUAGGCAGGACAAUAAAACCAACAAAGCACUCACGAGUCA
This is a messenger RNA of Struthio camelus australis, 3319 nucleotides long. It is a transcript of the gene SCN3B, whose product is annotated as sodium voltage-gated channel beta subunit 3. Gene Ontology annotation, biological process: regulation of sodium ion transmembrane transporter activity; sodium ion transport; ventricular cardiac muscle cell action potential. NCBI's taxonomy places the organism in Eukaryota, Metazoa, Chordata, Aves, Struthioniformes, Struthionidae. Gene Ontology annotation, molecular function: sodium channel inhibitor activity; transmembrane transporter binding. The record is from RefSeq and is a predicted model, not a curated record. Gene Ontology annotation, cellular component: voltage-gated sodium channel complex.